Messenger RNA from Eutrema salsugineum, 911 nucleotides. Its product is annotated as F-box protein SKIP27. The transcript has 3 exons. The coding region runs from base 50 to 679 and encodes 209 amino acids. Gene Ontology annotation, molecular function: protein binding. Lineage: Eukaryota; Viridiplantae; Streptophyta; Magnoliopsida; Brassicales; Brassicaceae. The record is from RefSeq and is a predicted model, not a curated record.
CUUUGUGCUGCUUGCUUGCUUAGCCCCGUGUGUUCUUUUUCGCGCUCUAAUGAUCCAUUAUCUCCAUUAUAUCGGUGAGUUUUGGUCCUCGAGCGCCGCAAAACUAUUUGAGUGGCUCUCGGAAACUCUGUUUCUGAAGAAUCUUCUUGGUGGAGGAAGAAGAACAAUGGCGUUGACGAAAGUAGAAGGAUUCGUUAUGAAGUCUAAGCGAGACGGCGAGGAAGAUGAGUUAGGGUUAGGUUUAGGAACAGUGAGGAUUUUGAUGUCGAGCAGAGUCCGCAAAUCUCUGUCCAGAUCGGCCGUUGAGAUUCCGGCAACUGAAUCGCCGCCGGUGAAGGUGAAGAGACAAAGAAGCCUCACAACAAUUGCUGAGGAAUCUCCCCUCGAAUCUCUGCCUCAAGAACUCCUGAUUCGAGUGAUUUCUGGUGUUGAUCAUGAGGAUCUCAACAGUCUAAAUAUUGUAUCUAAAUCAAUCAGAGAAGCUAGUUUGAUAGCAAAAAGUUUACAUUUUGCGUACACCACACCCAAAAAGACUCGACAAGCUUUUCGAAACCAAAUAGAUCUCGACGACCAUCAAGUGGAAGACAUUGAGCCUCCUAAUGCACCGAUUCACUAUCGUUGGACCAAAGCCAAGAGCAAUGAACGAGAAUCUAAGGUUCCUGUCGCAUUGUUUACUUGAAAAUGAUGACAUUCACUUUGUCUACUGUUAAAUUCUCUUUGACGGUUAUGAUAGUUUUUAAGAUUAGUAUGCAUUUUGGUUCAGAAGCUUUUUAGGUUUUUGAGAUUAGUUUUUGACCAAAUUUAUUUAUUUCAUUUGCAUACAUCGGAACUGAAAUGUAUUUUUUAUAUAUAUGUAUCAGUCUUUUGGAUUAUUAGUCAGAGACAGAGUAUCCAAGGUUCUGUUUUUUGUU